Molecule: messenger RNA, 3611 nt
Organism: Stylophora pistillata
Lineage: Eukaryota; Metazoa; Cnidaria; Anthozoa; Scleractinia; Pocilloporidae
Product: dynein axonemal intermediate chain 3
Biological process (GO): inner dynein arm assembly; cilium movement involved in cell motility
Cellular component (GO): inner dynein arm
Molecular function (GO): dynein heavy chain binding; dynein light chain binding
Source: RefSeq, a predicted model, not a curated record
UUUCAGGCUAAACUUACCGUGCAUGCACCCCAGGAUAGUCAAGAAUCUUGCUUACUCCAGCCCCCUCAGAUUAGAAAGCGUUCUCAUGGUUACGUGUGUUUGAAAAGGAUCCGGGAUAUAUCAAUUCAAAAUGGCGGCAAUUAGAAGCAGACAUUGAGCAAAUGUUGCCUGAAACAAAAUAAUUUUUCGGGAAAUUUUUCGUCAAAAUGCCUGAAGAAAGAAAAGAAGAUGCAGAUGCCUCUAUUGCUGGCGAAGAAGAAGGCGAGGAGGAGAUUCCGUCAGAUAUCAUGCCACUUUUCUUCACCAGCAAAACUCAAGAAAUCUUUGGCUGCAAGGGCGACGAGGAUGUUACGGAGGAGAACCCGCACAAAUUGAUCCCGAAGGAAGCAAUCAUUCAGGAUUUUAAAGACAGGGCAGCUGUCUCAGAUUUUCAUCCAGUUAAGCAAGUUGUAUUGGACUAUGCAGCUGAUGAACUUCUUGUGGUAUAUGACCCCAUGUUCAAGUAUGGUCAAAAUUUCUACCUUGCUCUCACUGAAGAGGCCAAGGAGAGGAUUCUUAAUCCCCCUCAAGAUGAAACACAAGAGGGUGAAGGAGAGGAGGGAGGCGAAGAAGACCUGAUCCUAACACUCAGAAAAUUCCCCAGAACACCACAGCCAUGGCAGUCUCUUGGAAGUGAAGCUGAAGUAGAGGAAGAAAAUGUGGUAGAAAACAGACCAAAGGUUAAAUUUAGGAUUUCAAGGAUGAGGCGGGAGUUUGGGGCACCUGUGACUUUUGGUGACCGAAACGUAUCUGAUGCAAAGGAUGGCUUUGUAGAAUGUCCCUCGUUUGAAGAUGAAGGGUAUAGCUUGCUUAAGAAAGAGCUGGACAAAGGCAUACAGGCAGUUCCAGUGUUGACAGACAAUGGAAAUCAAACAGAAUGGAGAAAACCACGUAAUGCUGUGACACAAUAUAGUGCUAGAACCUUGGAAGAGAAAUCCAAAGAUGACAUCAUAAGAGCAACAACAGACCUCAUAAGCUUUAUUGAGAAAGUCACACCAAGGUUUGAGCUGGCCUUGCAGCAAAAUGAGAUAUUAGAUGUAUUCUACGAUGAUUACUUAUCUCUGGCUGAUGAUGAAACUACUUUUGGAGCAAAAUCAGACAAUUACUUAAAGGAAUACCAGUCAUUUACUGAUCUUCAGUAUAGCAAAGAAAAAACAAUCACAGAUAUUCAAUGGCAUCCAGUUAUCAAAGGAAUCAUUGCAGUUUCCUGUGGUGAGGACCUUUCAUUUGAUGACAGAGUGGAUAAUUUUUCUCGCAUUCUUAUGACAUCUUCCCUGGUUCUUAUUUGGAGUUUUUCAGAUCCAAUUCAUCCCCUGGCCCUUCUUGAAGCUCCUGAUGAUAUCUUUUCCUUCAAAUUUAAUCCUUCUGAUCCAAAUAUCAUUGCUGGAGGAUGCAUUAAUGGACAGAUUGUUUUGUGGGACAUAACAAACCACAGUGAAAGAUUACGUACUCACAGGCAAUCUCAUGGCCAGAGCAAGAAGAAUUCUAUGCACUCUUUGCCUGGCUUUCAAGAUGAAUCAAGCUUUGAUCGAUCACCCAUUCUGAGAUAUUGUGCUGUAUCAUCAAUAGAACACAGUCACAAGACUGUUGUUACAGACAUCACAUGGAUUCCAGACCACAUGGAGAUUGGGCGCAUGGGAGUUGUUGUCGAAAACAAAUCACAGCAGUGCAAUCAGUUAAUGUCCUGCGCUGCAGAUGGUACUGUCCUUGUUUGGGACACACGCCCCAGUAAGUCUGCAGCACCAAGUCAAACAGCAGGUCAUAACCCAGUUGGAAUUCUUCCCACAUUUAAACACUUGGACUUAACAUGGAAGCCAGUCCUAAGGGUAAUAAAACCCAGUGAGGAGAAAGAGACAAGAGAGAUAUCCAACUUAUCAACCGGUAUAUCCAAAAGUAGAGAUCACAGCAAGCCUUUGGAGAAUGUCAGCUCAAAAUUUUUCAUUGGAACUGAGGAAGGUGAUUUGGUGUAUAUGGAUUGGAAACCUGAGAAAGAUACAGAUAGUGGAAAGAUUGUGUCCCCCCGCCCUGAGCAGGUGUGGUUAGCACAUGAUGGCCCCAUCACCACCCUACAGAGGUCACCUUUCUUCAGGGAUAUACUUCUUACUGUGGGAGGAUGGACUUUUGCAAUUUGGAAGGAAGGAGUAACGAAUGGUCCUCUUCUUCAAUCAGCAAGUCAUUUAAUGAGGUUGUCAAGAGGACAUUGGAGUCCAUCAAGACCAGGGGUGUUUUUCAUCACAAAGACUGAUGGUAAUGUUGAUGUAUGGGAUCUAUUAGACAGGUCACACGAACCCUCGUUGACUCAGAAUGUAACUGCAGCUCCCAUUACUACGAUAUCUCCUCAUCAGGUUUCAAGUAAGCAGCAGCUUCUAGCCGUCGGUGACAGUAUGGGAACAUUACAUGUCAUGGAAGUUCCUUGGAAUCUAAGGCACCCGUCUGCCAAUGAGGCCAAUGCAAUGGAAAACUUUUUCGAACGAGAAGUUAAGCGUCUGGCAUUCGUGGAAGAGAGGAUGAAGAUCAGAGAACAGGAGAAGAAACAACUGGAAGCUGAAGAAAGCAAGCGACAACAGGAGGGCAAACGAGCCGAGGAAAGUGACGCCGAUAUUGAGGCUAAACAGAGAAUGGAGUACCAGGAAUAUUUACAAAUGGAGAAGCAGUUGCUAGAAGAGCUUGGCAUCACAGAAGAAUCAGAUGAUCUUAUAGAGGUCUAAUUGAUGUUGUAAUUGUGUUCAAGACUCGUUCGUUCGUUGAUAGGUCCUUUAGUUAUACGUGGUUGUAAAUAGUGUAUUUUUUGCUGUUGAAUAUUUUAUGAAACAUAUUUCUGCUGUACGAUUUCUGGUCUUGUUUCUUUCCACAAGGAUGACCACGAGGGUCGAUCGUGAGAAAACCCUCUCAACGAUAACACCCGAAGGCUUCCGAAUCUUAUUUCGUGCCUUUAAGAAUUUCACGACCGUUCAAGGAAACACUGAACGUCACGUCGUGUUGCGUAGCAACAUCUGACAAACGUAAAUACUGCUGACUGAGUUUGUUCCAGAUCGCUGGCAAGUAUCAGGAGUUAUUUUCCAGUACAGUUUGAUUUCAGUCACUAGUUGAAAUUUAAUUCAGAACGUCUAUUUUAUUGAUUUUCAUUUCUUGAACUAAACAAUACCGCCAACGUUUAAGUCAUUGUUUAUACUUGAAGUGAUAUAUUAUUUUUAAUCAUAUUGUCGACGUUUGAAAUAAUAAAGAAAUUCUUAUCAGCUAUCAGAUUGCUCCAUAUCUCUGCUGUAUUACGUGAAGACGUUGUUUUGGCAAACCAAGACCGACAUUAUAUUCUUUUCAUUUUGAACUUUUCAAGUUUCCUCUACGUAAAUUGUCGGGGAACUUAAUUCUCACAAAUAAACAAUUACUCGCCAGAGGUUUUCAAGGAUUAAGAAUUUAUUCCGAUUUCCGCUCAUCGAACGAUACAUUGUGUCUCAAGAGCUUAUUCUUUAAAACUUCCCCCAACUUCAAAGGGGAUUUUUACAAAUGACAGUCUGGAAAGUGGUGUUAUACCGACUCAAUUGCGUUAAAUUUUAAUAAACAUUUUUCUCUUG